This is a messenger RNA of Cimex lectularius (bed bug), 1078 nucleotides long. RefSeq names its product elongation of very long chain fatty acids protein 1-like. The record is from RefSeq and is a predicted model, not a curated record. Gene Ontology annotation, cellular component: endoplasmic reticulum membrane. Gene Ontology annotation, biological process: sphingolipid biosynthetic process; very long-chain fatty acid biosynthetic process; fatty acid elongation, polyunsaturated fatty acid. NCBI's taxonomy places the organism in Eukaryota, Metazoa, Arthropoda, Insecta, Hemiptera, Cimicidae. Gene Ontology annotation, molecular function: fatty acid elongase activity. The transcript is spliced from 9 exons. The coding region runs from base 1 to 1002 and encodes 333 amino acids.
AUGCUACUGAGCGACCCUACUGGUCAUUUAGGCCUUGAGACAGUGCGCCGGCGGCACCGCCGAGACACACCACCGGACCCGAGCCCCGCGGCACCCGGCACCAGACCGGCCCCGCAACCAAGGACCCUGACCGCGAGCCCCGCCGCACCACCGAUGUUGGAUUGUAAAAUGACAGCUGUAAUAAAAUAUAGCGAAGACCUAUACAAAUACAUGUUCAUAGAGAAAUCUGAUCCAAGGGCGAACCAGUACUUUCUUAUCAAUUCACCAGGAUUACUCGCUUCAAUACUACUGUUUUAUUAUUAUUUUGUCUAUUAUGGAGGUAGGCAGUGGAUGGAAAAUCGGAAACCUUUUAAUCUUAACACAUUUAUGGUGGUUUACAAUGCCAUUCAGACAGUAGCGAACAUGUAUAUUUUUGUAAAAGGCAUGAAACUGCUGAUUGAGUUUGAUGCGCCGUUUUCAUGUCUGCAUCUAACGACCACCACAACUCGUCAUGACUGGGAGGUCGUAUCAACUACGUAUUUAUAUUUCCUACUAAAGAUUUCAGACUUAACUGAUACAGUUUUUAUGGUAUUGAGGAAAAAUUACCACCAAAUCAGCUUUCUCCACGUUUACCACCACAUCGGAAUGGUUAUUGGAACUUGGUGUGUAACCAAAUAUAUACCAGGUGGCCAUGGCGCAGUUGUAGGCAUAAUAAACGCCAUAGUCCAUAUUGUAAUGUACAUGUAUUACUUAAUUUGCGCUCUCUAUCCCCAUUACAAAGCAAACAUUUGGUGGAAGAAGAAUAUCACACAAAUUCAAGUGAUCCAAUUUGUCGUUCUGUCUAUACAUCAUGCAGCAGCCCUUUUUAAUCCGAGCUGUAACUACCCGAAGGUCCCUCUUGCAAUUUUCAUGUCCCAGGCUCUGCUCAUGUUCGUACUGUUCUCGAAAUUUUACAUUAAAACUUAUAUCCAACCCAAGAAGAAAACUGCCUCAUUGAACGGAAACGAUAAAAAGCAAAUGUAACAGAAGUUACGAUUUAUAUAUGUACAGAAAUAUUUUUUUAUGUUGAUUUUUUUAAUAAAAUUGUUUGUUUUUAAAA